Molecule: messenger RNA, 2494 nt
Organism: Bemisia tabaci
Lineage: Eukaryota; Metazoa; Arthropoda; Insecta; Hemiptera; Aleyrodidae
Source: RefSeq, a predicted model, not a curated record
AGUGUGCUGUUGCCGAGUUGCGGCAAUAGCUCAACGCAACUGGACCAAGAAAACGCGGUCCAGCCGACGAUGGACGUAGUGAAACCCUUCCUCCGCAAAUCAAACAGAGGCACGGUACGAUCUUAGGACUCGGUCCAGUGUUCCGCCCCAGACGCUUUUCCCGCUCGGAGCCGGCUGGUUUUUCAUCUCGGAAGAACCAGGAACGGAACUCAGUUUUCCGCGCGCGUCAAGCGGUGUAUGGUCGAUAGUGCGCCACCGAGGUUUACAAGUGACAAUGCUCAGUGCCAAAGUGCUUCUCGCGACAAAGGGUGAAUGACAGGCCUCGUCCAUCGACGUCCAAAGAGAUGCUGAAUCUGAGUCAGCAAAUAAUAUGUUUGAUCUCGUGUUGCAUCCUGAUAUCGAUCUGUGAAUCUGCUCACCAUCAUGAACGUCACAUAAUCCACGUGCCGGUGUUCGUGCAUUUCGUGCACCACCACCACAAGAUCAUCCAAAAGCGGCCACGGAAGGGGAAGGGGCGCUUCAAGGGGCACGGCCCCCCGCCGCACGGCCGGCCGCCGUACAAGUCCCCCUACAGAUACAGCCACGGCUACAGCCACCACGGUCACCCGCUGCCCCCGGGCGCCUACAGGUCACUCCCGGUCAAGCACAUCAGAGUGCCCGUCCACCACCAUGUCUCGCACGCGCCGAUCCCGCGCAAGCCAGUCAAGUCAGUGCCAAAAGGGAAGGGAUUCCACCACAACCAUGUCCACGUCUACCACGCUCACCCCGGAUAAGUCGCCCCGUUUCUUCAUCUAAUUUCGUUGCUUAUUUUCACGCCACUGGUUCCAGGUUUCUUAAUUUAUCGUGACGGCAAGCUCGCAGCUCGGCGUCGGUCCAUGGAAAAAAAAAUCACGAGGUUCUUGGAUGAUAUGGACAUUUCCAAUUAAUUGGUAGUGCCCCAAUUAAUUAUGGUAGCACCCCAAUUAAUUAUGGUAGUACCCCAAUAAAUUAGGCAACUAACCCAAAUGUUGCGGCACUACCCUAACUUGAGUUGCGGUACUAAUACAAUAGAAAUAUCCAUAUAAUUAGAAAUAUCCAUAUCAUCCAGCAAAUUGGGAACGACUUCUUUAAAUUUUGUUAAAAGGACAGAGGAAGAAUCGUAUUUAGUCAUAUGUGACUACAUAUUCAUUCCUACUUCAGGUAAUGUUUUUUAAGCUUCGUGUACACAUGGUAAUGGGUGUUCAAACGCGCUUAUGAUCGCACAAAAUUUUAAUCUAUAUCCUAUUUUUCCCACUAUGUUCAGCCGCCUUAUUCCUCGUAGACACAACCCCUGAGGCAUAUAAAAAAUACGACCUCCUACGUUUUGGAACACUCUCCACGAUCUUAUGGCAUAGCAUAUCGUACAAUUUAGUUACCAUGAUCGAAUGCAUCAUUCAUGUCAUGUCAUUUCAUUGCUAUGUCAUUGUUUCCUUAAAGCAUUGUGUUUCAUCAAGAUCUAGCUUUUCAUUCUGCAGAUUUUUUAAAAUUUAAUUGCCUUCUUUCAGCACACACCGGUGAGAGGGUUAGUAUUAUAAGGGUGGAUAUAGUCAACAGUAUUAAAAAUAAGAGAAUGUGCGUUGCAUAUUUUUAUUAUUUCCAUGUAAAAAUAUUAAUUCGUGCCAAAAGAAGUGAACGCGUUCAGCUGAACAUGUAGGAUAUAAUCUUAUUCGACUAUAAUUAAGUACAUUACAGCUUUCUUUCAUAAAUCUUCUUCGACAACGACGAAAACAUGAACAUCAUUAGAUCCUCCCGUUUUCAUCAGUUUGAAUUGUAAGCGACGAUCAAUGAUUUCAGGCAUUUUAAUGCCCUUGAUACUUUUCAUAUGUAAUUUAAAUUGGGAUUAGGAAAUCACAGGAUCAUCUUAUGAUUCUUACGAUAUUUGUAAAAAAUAAUUGUUAAAAGUGUAGAUUCCCUAGUUUAGAUCAACAUUUACUUUGUCAAUUGUAAUUCAUUUUUUUCCUGUUCUAAAGUAUGAAUAUUACUAAAAUUUUCUGUCAAAAUUGUGGACUUGCGGGUGUGGAAAGGGCACUUCUUGGUUUAAGGGUUUCAGAAUUUUCUUUAAUACCGAAGAGAAUUUAGAAGAAUUUCUUAAGAAGAAAAAAAACGAAUUUGAAUAAAUAUAAAUUUAUUUGAAAAUACCAUAUAAUUUCAUGAGAUCUGUAGCAAAAAUUUCGUGUUUGCUGAUCCAAAAGUUAUCUUAGUGAAAACUUUAAAUGGGUAGUGGAGAUUUUGAGAUUACUUUAACGGAGAAAUGUCCAUUCGCACCCAAGUACUCGGUUACCAUUGACUUAUUUGUCGUGGCGAGUUCUUAAGAAAAUCCUCUUACACUCCCACAACAGUUUUUAGUGAUUUGGAUAGGAAAAUGAAAACAAUUAUAAUUAUCUGUACCAUUACCAUACCAAAAUUAUACGUUGAUCCAAAUGAAAAGUUGUAGCAUGACCGAGAGAAAAUAAAGUUACCAUUUUUACCCUCAGCA